Molecule: messenger RNA, 3478 nt
Organism: Pogonomyrmex barbatus (red harvester ant)
Lineage: Eukaryota; Metazoa; Arthropoda; Insecta; Hymenoptera; Formicidae
Molecular function (GO): RNA binding
Source: RefSeq, a predicted model, not a curated record
UACGUUGAUCUAUCAGCUGCCUUGCUACAUCUCGAUUUGAACUCUUCGGUGCUCCUCGGCUUUGUUCUGUCUCACGAAAAGUUGUAAUUAAUAAUGUCAGAGCAUGAUGAUACUUUACUGGACGAAGAUCUCGGAGAUGAGGAAUACGAUCUUGGUAAUGACGAGGAGGAAGCUCUCCUAGCAGAUGACUAUGAAUUAGAAAGGCAGAAUAGCUAUAAGGGAGAAGAGGAAACAGAUGAUGUACUGGACUUAGGAGUCACGGACGCGCUCGACGACUUAGAUGGCGAGGACGAAAAUAUAGAGUUUAGUAGAGGCAAUACUGAUAAACGUAAUGAUAACGAUUUCUAUAAGGAUGGAGAACACCCGGAGGCACAGUCGACGUCGUAUUACGAGCAAGACGAGAAUGCUGAGUACGCGAACGAGCACGAGGCGUUGCCUCAGUCAAAUCGAAACUUGGAAUCCAAUAACGUUAAUGUUUCUAAUAACAUCGCCAAGGGUGAUCUGCGCGAGAAAUUGCAGAAAAACGUGCAGAAGAACGUUUACGUCGGCAACGGGCAAGGGAUGGAGGACGACGAUUGCGAGGAGGCGAGGGAAAGACGGAACAGAUUUCAAAACGAGCGUACGAUGAUUUCUCCGAAGAUGAACAAUGAUAUCCCGGAUACCUUGGAGAACGUCGUCACGUCUGAACCAUCUAGGAUGCCAUUUCGAGGAAGAGGACGAGGUCGCGGAACAAGAGGAAUCAGAGGAGGAAGAUUUAACGUACAAAAUACCGGAAACUUUAAUCCAAGGUUUGGUACGGUACGACCGAAUAACUUUGAUAAUCAGCCACUUGUAUGCAGACCGCCGCUAAUAGAGACCAGACCACCGUGUCUUCUCGCUGUACCAAGUAACGUACAAAAUCAGCAGAUAAUGUACCAACAAGCUAAUCCACAACAACCUUUUCAACAGCCCUUCGGCCUGAAUGGUCCGAUCCAAGGGCCGCCGGCCCAAUUCGCGGAGAAUAGGCCGCAGUUCAAUCCCGGACAGUUCCAGGGCCCUUUGGGACCGCGGCCGAUCGGUUCGAGAUUACUCGAGUACGGGCCCAGAGGUUCCUUACCGGCGGGAUCCAUGCAGGGACCUAACUAUAAUUGCCCACCCAAUCAGCCGCCAUAUCACUCGCCGAUGCAACCGCCAUUCCAAAAUCCAGGUGGCAUUAUGCAGGAGAACCGGCCAAUGCAGGGUAAUCAAGGGCCCUUGUUGCAAGGAAAUCCGGGCGGUGGGUCACUUCUCGGUAAUCCGAACGUGCUACUGCCUGGGAAUCCGCCAAAUUUGCUGCCACCAGGGGGAAAUCUACCGAUGCCACCUAUACAGGGAUUCCCACGACAGCAACCCUCCCAGGGUCCGCCCAUGCAGAAUUUGCCGCCAAACGUACAAAUGCCUAGUCAGCCACCCUUCGAACAGAACAGACUGCCACCGUUUCAAGAGCCGCAAUUCGAGAAUCGGAGUGUAUUUGAUGCGAGGGCUGGUUACCAUCCUGAUCAAGUACCCAAUAACCAAUUUAAUAAUACGAUUCAGCCGGUACCACAACAGUCGGCGUCUAACGUGUCACACGGUGUGUCUUUGCCUCCAGGCCACAAAAUUUUAAUCAAUCCUCAUUUCAGAGGCACUGUCCAACCCGCGAAUGAUGCUCGACUUGUCUGGGAUUCUAAUCAAGGUCAACCGCAAGUUUCUCACAGCGGACAAUUUUCACAACCACCUUCAUCCUAUCAAAGUCAAGGAUCUUAUAAUCAGCAAGGUUCGUCGCAGUAUCAACAGAGUUAUCAGCAAAAUAAAAGUGAUGAUCCAUAUGCAUAUUUUUCUGAUGUGUGGCAAGAAAAUAGACCACAAAGAUCUCAAAAUAUGAGCCCGACCAAGCAUUAUCCCUCGGAUAGCAGUUAUUCCCGAGAAAGUAGCUAUAAUGAUAACAAAUAUAAAUCGGAGAGCCAAUGGGAUCAAAGAAACAAUUAUACAGAAGAUCAUAGAGGAUCUCACCAAAAUUAUCGGGAUAGAGAUUUGCCUUUACGAACAAGGAAUGAUCAUGUGCAGAGAAAUAGAUCGCCACCGAGUAUGUAUCGCGGCGAUUCUUAUGAUCAAAAAUCUAGACCGAUAAAUGUUACGUCUCGUGGAGCAAACAGGCCAUCUCAAAAGAGGACUUCUGAAUCCUCGGAUAAAGGACCUCGGGAAUUGAGUCCAAAACGUAAUAAACCGCCCAACAGAAAUCUUCAAGAGGUGCGAAGAGUGGAUACAGUAGGUGAAAUCACAGCUGAUAAGGAUGAAGAUAAUGAUCCGGAAAUGCAGGAAUAUCGCAAGAAAAUGGAAGAACAAAAACGUCUUCGGGAAAAAUUGUUGCGCGAGAAGGAGAAUAGACGUAAAAUGGCCGCGAUAGAGAAACAAAAUGAGGAUGCAAAGACCGAUUUGAAUGCUGUAACAGCAAACGAAAAUAUACAGCAAGAAACAAAACCUGUAUCAACGUUGAUGGGAUUUGUAAAUGACAGCACAAUUAAAACUCGCCCUGGUGUUGCGAAAGGACGCAAUCGUCCUAUUAAUACACAGAGUACAGAGGUGUCAGAUAGAUCAUCUAACGUGCGAAUUAUCAGAACGAUACAAACCAAUGAUUUAUCAGACACGACUGGUCCAAAACCUAAUUCUGGACACAUGACUAAUCAAGCCAGUGAUACUGUUCAGACAAGACAAGUGGUACAACAAUCUGGUGUACGAAGAGUCGUGAUACAAAAGCCUCUACAGAAAGUUGCUACUACGAUACAAAAAACUGUCUCCAAUCUGCAGAAGAAUCCAGGAUUGCAGCAGAAAGUGUCUAACACACAAGUUGUACAGACUCAAAAGAUUUUGCAAAAUCAGGGUAAUACAUUACAAAAACCUGCGAUUGCCGGACCGAAAUCUGUAACUCAGAGAGUGAUAGCGCAUAAAAUACCGGGUGGUCUGCAGAAAACUGUAAUUAAUGAUAGUGCAACUGCUCAAAGUCAGAAAGUCACGAAUACACAGCAAAAUCCCCAGCGAAUCGUCCUGCAGAAGUCUGCGGUUCAAGUGAAAAAAUCACCCGAGAUAAAGACAAAUACGGUUAAAUUAGAAAAUUUGGCCGCGAGCACGUCUGAAGCCCAAAUCAGACGUAUGUGUCAAGCCAUCGGAACCAUUGAGAGCAUACGUAUGGGCGAGGGUAAUGCGACCAUUGUGUUUAAGACGCAAUCCGCCGCUAUGGUGUUUCACAAGAAAUACCAGCGUAAAAUGCUCGAUCUAUCGCUGAUAACUGUUCGUCUUGUGCCGCAAAGCACACCCGGGAAUAAAGCGGUCACAGCAAUCGCGAAGAAAUCUUAAAGAGGAGAGAAAAGAAUCUCGAGACAUCCUCAGUAUAUCUUUAAUGUUAAUUCGAUAUAAAUCAUGAUUUCUGAAUAUCUCUUUCGUUUGGUUUAGCAAACCUACUUAACAGAGAUAUAAAAAAAAA